Drosophila suzukii is the source of this 970-nucleotide messenger RNA. The record is from RefSeq and is a predicted model, not a curated record. NCBI's taxonomy places the organism in Eukaryota, Metazoa, Arthropoda, Insecta, Diptera, Drosophilidae.
AUCGCUCAUCACUAAGGGCAAAAACGUAAACAAAGCAAAAAAUCUACAAUUGUUGUCGGGAAAAUGGAUUACAUUUGGUGGCUAUCGAUGUCCUAGCCAAGCGCUCCCACCCAACCAUGGAUGCCCUCAAGAUGCUGCAGGGCACCACCCAUUCUCUGUCGGCAGGAGCCCCCUCCUCGCGACUACGGCGGUUCCAUCUCCCCCACUGGGAAAGAUUACUCACACAUCGUGUGUAUUACAAAGGUUUUAAUAAAUAUCCCUUUAAGACCGAAACCUGGCCGCCGUCUCGGAUAUUUACGCGGUCAAAGCAGAGGAUUUUGUUUGGCUGGAAAAGGGUACAGGCGCCGCGGAAACUAUGCUCCACCAGUCAUGUAUUAGUAGAGCUCGCAUGGAAACGCGGCCCUCAAAGUAACAUACGCGAUGCGCGUGUGUGUGGUCGGGUCUGGAGGCAAUGAUAGCCCGGGCGGAAGGCUUCUCGCCGGAGGCCAGCAGUGAUCCGGAUCUCCACACAGGAAAAAGGCGCUCUCCGGUGAGUUAUGCAAUGACAGUCCGAGAUUCGGCUGCCAGACAAAUGGCGAUUCUUCUCAGCGCCGCAAUGCGACCGCUGGAAGUUCCCGAGAGGAGGAUGACGCGGUACUCCGGAACGGACUCACCGGGAAAUGUGGACGUCGUCGUCGACUGGGAAAGGCCCUUCUUGCUGGUCGCUGAUACGGGUCGAACGGACACCGUUUGCUGGGCCGCCAAGUCGGGCUGGCAGCACAAAGACAAAUUUGUAGUUUCCCGUCUACCUGUCUGCAUCUGCCUUGAUUGUUGGACAGUAUGGCCGCGACUAUCACGAUAUCUGCUGAUCAUCGCCCCCCGCCAUAUUACAUGGCCUCUCUCAGCAUUGGGUCAUUGGAUACAUGGGCCAUUAGAAGUAAUCCCAGAGCGAACCGGGAUUAAUCUUUAAAUGGCCAGAUCGCCCGCCAGA